AUGGUGGAGGUGCCAGUCCACGCACACGCUCACUGUUUCUGCGACGAAGAUGAUGAUGAUGUGGAGAUUUAUGAUCAUGACUACGAUGGUCCUCAUGCCAAGACAGGAAAACGCCACCUCGGCAAGACACGCUGGACCCGUGAGGAGGAUGAGAAGUUGAAGAGGCUGGUAGAGCAUCAUGGUUCUGAAGACUGGAAAGUCAUUGCCAGCUUUCUACCUAAUCGCACAGAUGUUCAGUGUCAGCAUCGCUGGCAGAAAGUUCUCAACCCUGAACUUAUAAAAGGACCGUGGACUAAAGAAGAAGACCAACGGGUGAUCGAGUUGGUUCAGAAGUACGGCCCCAAACGUUGGUCUGUGAUUGCGAAGCACUUAAAGGGCCGGAUUGGGAAGCAAUGUAGAGAGCGCUGGCACAACCACUUGAACCCUGAGGUGAAGAAGACUUCCUGGACUGAGGAAGAAGAUCAGAUCAUCUACCAGGCGCAUGAGAAACUUGGAAACCGAUGGGCUGAGAUCGCCAAGCUACUUCCGGGCAGAACUGAUAAUGCCAUUAAGAACCACUGGAACUCCACGAUGCGGCGGAAAGUCGAGCAGGAAGGCUACCUGCAGCUAGCCGCUAAAGUCAGCCCCACUCCGCUAAAUAACAGCUACGUUAAAUCUCACCUCCUGAACUACAGUCAGACACCGACCAAUACAUCCAUGCCUGCCUCUUCCAUGAGCAAUCAGUAUCCGUACUACUCACUACUGUCUGACUCACAACGGGUGCCAUUUCCACUUGCUGUUCAGUUGAACAUCAUGAACAUUCCUCAACAUGGCACUGCUGCUAUCCAGAGACACUACAGCGAAGAGGACCCCGAGAAAGAAAAGAGGGUGAAGGAGAUUGAGAUGCUCUUGAUGUCAACAGAAAACGAGCUGAAGGGACAGCAGGCACUACCAAUCUCCAUGAGCGGCUACGGUGGGUGGAACAGAGGCUCUUUGACGGACAGCUCAGUUGGUGUGGUGGUUUCAGUCCUGGCUCCAUCCCUAGAGCAGGGAUGCCUUCCAGAAGAAAGUGCCCAUGGCAACACGAACAGCCCAAACAAUGACGCCAGCUCCACUUUACCGGAGUUUAUUGACGCUAUUGAUUCGUUCUUUAAUGCAUCAGUGAGCCCAGACUCAGACAGUCAAAACUUACCUGUCACGUCCUCGCCUGUCUGCUCCCAGAAAGCACUGCAGAAAGACCUUGCUCUUCGGCCUCAGAAGGAAAAUGAGCUGUUCAGGACCCCAAACCUGAGGCGUUCCAUCAUGGAGUGCUCUCCUCGCACACCCACUCCAUUCAAAUCCACACUGACAAUGCAAGACACCAAAUACGGACCAUUGAAGAGGGCCCAUAGUCCUUCACUGGACUCUGGAGUAGUUGGUGCUAUUAAACAGGAGCCUCAGGAGUGUGAGAUCAGCGUUGGGGGGGUGCACCUGGACCAGCCCCCCCUAAAGAAGAUCAAACAGGAGGUGGAGUCAGCUUGUCUGCAGUGGGAGGGGCAAGAUCUCCACACCCAGCUGUUUCCUUCCAGUGGCUCCGCCCACGACAUGCCUGAUCUGUUGACUAGCUCUGUGCUGAUGCUUCCAAACGCAGAGAAAACUGAGGAUGGACACAAAGCCCAGCUGCCCCACAGACCCAUGGGAAGCCCUAUGCAGCAGUUGAGCACAUGGGAACAGGUGCUUUGUGGGAAGACGGAAGAGCAAACGAUGCCCUCCGAAGCCACGCACAAAUACCUCAGCAAUUAUUCUUCGCGAGCACUGGUCAUGUAAAGAGACAGAUAGAAUGAGACCGAGACAAAUAUAGAAAAGGAAGAAGAGUGAAAGAAGACAAUCAUUCUGAAAAGAAGUAAAAGAGGAACACUCCUACACUUGUGGUACAUUAUUUGGGAGAGGCUAAAAGCCAUUUCGUAGACUGCACAGUCGAUGUUAGUCGCCAAUGUUUAAGCUGUGCCGUCAUUUGAUUCAAGCAACCAAAGACAUUUUUCAUGUUGUGUUUUUCUACCUUUUUUGAUUUCAAUUUAAUAAUAUUGUAUUAUAUAUUUUGUAUUAUAUAUGGGAAAUGAAUUCUCUAUGUGGGUUCUAAUUUUAUGGAUUUUAAUAUAAGGAACAAUUUGCAGUAAUUUAUUAUUAUUUUGUAUUAAGAAUAAUAAUUAGCUACGGUGGGCGCCUUUGCCAGUGUUUGACCCCAGUAUUGCUCACUUCUUAAUCGCUAAAUGUCUGUUAAUUGUAAGGAGUGUGUGUCCUCCUAGCAUUAUCAAAAUCAUAUACACCCAAAACUAGACAAGAUUUGUACUCCGUAUCUGUGGGUGUCCGACAGAACUGCCCUUGCAGAGAUCGUAUGUAUUUCAACCAAAUGCCUAACAGCACUGCUAUGUAUUCCUGGCCAAAACAAAAAGUGCCCAAUGCCUAAAAAUGACUUUGCCAAGUUUGAAAAUUCAAGUUUGCCUAAUGUAGAUUUUAGGUGAUAUAUCUAGUGUACAAAGGUACUCUGCCAGUUUAGUAGUGUUUCCAUUUCAAAAGCGUUCAAGAUCGAAACCACAAUGUCGAGCUUUCACUGUAUUAGCACUAUUUCAGGGUUUAGAUCAACUAUGCAGAGAUUUCAACAGAACAAAAAGUGUUUGGUUUUUUUUCCCCAGUUUUUGUAUUCGCUAAAUAGGAAAAACAAGGUUUACCAAGCAUUUUCAAAUCAAGGGUUUAAAUGGUCACAAAUUUGCCUUUGAGAUGAUAAAACAUUUCUUAAUCACGUUUUCAUAGACACUUUUUUAUGUCAAUUUGUAAUCAGAUUUACACUGGUAUUUCUAGUUUUUGAAACACUGAAAUGAUUGUUGCUUUUAUACCUAGUCGGCUUGUUUUUGAUAUUACAAUCAGCCUUUGAUACUAAGAUUGCAGUGUCCAAUCAAAAGCAUUUAGCAGUAACGUUUUUGUUAUUCGCUGCCUUUUUGUAUUAGCUUAAAGUACAAACACUUUUUUUUUACACUGAUUAUGAACUUUUCAUACGUUUUUUUAUACAAACUUUUAUAACUGCCUUGUAAAUAAAGUGUGUUUUGGAAAAAAUA
Sinocyclocheilus rhinocerous is the source of this 3071-nucleotide messenger RNA. RefSeq names its product transcriptional activator Myb. NCBI's taxonomy places the organism in Eukaryota, Metazoa, Chordata, Actinopteri, Cypriniformes, Cyprinidae. The transcript is spliced from 15 exons. Gene Ontology annotation, biological process: regulation of DNA-templated transcription. The record is from RefSeq and is a predicted model, not a curated record. Bases 1 to 1785 code for a protein of 594 amino acids. Gene Ontology annotation, cellular component: nucleus. Gene Ontology annotation, molecular function: DNA-binding transcription factor activity, RNA polymerase II-specific; RNA polymerase II cis-regulatory region sequence-specific DNA binding.